Molecule: messenger RNA, 1242 nt
Organism: Triticum urartu
Lineage: Eukaryota; Viridiplantae; Streptophyta; Magnoliopsida; Poales; Poaceae
Source: RefSeq, a predicted model, not a curated record
AUGGUACUUACCACAAAAUUAAUAUUGUCGACCAUCCACCUUGUGCUCCUCGGCGUCCUCCUGCUGGCCGGCACAUCGAGCUUCCAAUGCAGCUCCGUCGACCAAGCCACCCUCCUAGCUAUCAAGAAACAGUGGGGAAACCCCUGGCAGCUUGUAUCAUGGGACCCCGUCGCCAACGCCGACCACUGUAAAUGGACCGGCGUGAUCUGCGGUGGUGGACGCGCCGAGGCCGUGACAGGGAUAUCCUUGCGGGGGCUGAACAUCACCGGCAAGCUCCGCUUCCUCGACCUCUCCUACAACGCCUUCCACGGGGUCCUUCCGCAUGACAUCAGCCGCCUGUCACCGGCCAUGGAGCACCUCAACCUGUCGGCAAAUUACUUCGGUGGCACCAUGCCGGCCGCGCUGGCCGGGCUUCCGGCGCUGAGGUCGCUGCUUCUUGACACCAACCAGUUCACCGGAGCGUACCCAGCAGCCGAGAUAAGCAAGCUCACCAGGCUCGAGCAGCUGACGCUUGCCUGGAACCCGUUCGCACCGGCGCCUGCGCCCCCAGAGUUCGCCAAGCUGACGAACCUGAGCUACCUCUGGAUGUCUAACAUGAACAUGACCGGUGAGAUCCCGAAAGCAUACUCGAACCUAGCUAAUCUCCAGCUAAUCGCUAUAACCGGGAACAAGCUCACCGGCGAGAUCCCCGCGUGGGUUUGGCAGCACGAAAGGCUUGAGUACGUGUACCUGUACACCAGUGGACUCACUGGCGAACUGCCGCGCAAAAUCACGGCGGUUGAUGUGUAGGAAGUGGAUAACCAGCUUACCGGAGAAAUCCCAGAAGAGGUUGUUAACCUCAAGAACCUGAGCAUACUGUUCCUGUACACCAAUCAGCUCGCCGGCACCAUUCCAACAAGCAUAGCGAUGCUCCCCAAUCUUAGGGACAUCAGGCUAUUUGAAAACAAUCUCUCGGGCGAGCUGCCGGCGGAGCUAUGGUCAUUGCCGAUGUUCAACAACGUGAUGAUACAGAACAAUAGUUUCACCGGGGUUUUACCAAACACGAUACCUGAGAACAUCUAUCACAUUGAUAUGGGGGACAACAAAUUCAAUGGCCCCCUCCCAACAUCGGCAACCGGGCUGCGGGUAUUCAGGGCAGCAAACAACCUGCUCUCCGGCCAGCUACCGGCUGACAUGAACAAAUUUGCCAACCUCACACGUUUGGUGUUGCGCGGCAACCAGCUAACUGGUUUCAUACCAUGA